UAUGUAAUCACAUGUUCUUUAUAUGAUAGUUUCUUAUCAUUCUGGCGGCUUAUUUGAUCCAUAAUAUCAUAGAUCACACAAUUUAGGUGAUGUUUUCGGUUAUUUCAUUGUGAUCUAUACCUUGUUAGGGUUUUGGUUUUGUGUCCCAUGGCUUGGUGUAUUUUUAUUGUAAAUCUAUACCUUGUUUAUACUGUAUUUUUGUACCGUUUUCGAUACGAUCCUGAUUCCAGUGAUUGUUAGUGUAUGAUUGGAACAUCCAGAUUUGAUCAUGGAUGUCUAGAAUUGAUUCUGACAUGUUUGGUUGCUAUCGAAUAGAAUUGAUACUCUCAGGGACCUACGUGAGUGCAUCCUACAGUGGCAAAUUUGACAGUUUACUCUUAUUGAUUCACAUAGUUGUUUUCGUCUUUUUUUUCUCUCUUGUAUUUCUAUUGGUUUUAAAAUGUCAGUUGUGAAUAUGUCGACCAUGACACUUCCAACAGCUUCAUUGUACGGAAAAGCGCCUUCUCCGGCAUCUUAUGCUCUUAUGAAGAGUCCAUCAACUUUGAGAUCUGUGAAGAAUGUGUCCAAAUCAUUCGGUCUAAAAUCUUCCUCAUUUAGAGUAUCUGCAAUGGCAACAUACAAAGUGAAACUGAUUGGACCAGAUGGUAAAGAGAACGUAUUUGACGCCCCCGAUGACACAUACAUUCUGGAUUCAGCUGAGGAGGCUGGAGUGGAGCUACCUUACUCGUGCAGAGCUGGUGCAUGCUCUACUUGUGCCGGCCAAUUGGAUUCGGGUUCGGUGGAUCAGUCUGAUCAAUCUUUUCUCGAUGACCAGCAAAUCGAGAAGGGUUAUCUUCUCACAUGUGUUUCGUACCCGAAAUCAGACGCUGUGAUUUACACUCACAAGGAGGAAACACUCUACUAAGUGAUUUUCACAUUUUGUUAGUUUUUCUAUGCUUGCUUUGGUUUAUGUGUUGAGCAGCUGGUUUUUGUGAAACUUUGUUAUUGGUGUUUGUUUGACUUAUUGAAUCAUUUUAGGAAAUAAGGGAAGAAAAUAAGUUAUUGGAUAGAA
This is a messenger RNA of Lathyrus oleraceus (garden pea), 1051 nucleotides long. Its product is annotated as ferredoxin, root R-B1. Gene Ontology annotation, cellular component: plastid. Gene Ontology annotation, molecular function: electron transfer activity; 2 iron, 2 sulfur cluster binding. NCBI's taxonomy places the organism in Eukaryota, Viridiplantae, Streptophyta, Magnoliopsida, Fabales, Fabaceae. The record is from RefSeq and is a predicted model, not a curated record. The transcript is spliced from 2 exons. Bases 440 to 904 code for a protein of 154 amino acids. Gene Ontology annotation, biological process: electron transport chain.